Messenger RNA from Xyrichtys novacula (pearly razorfish), 9102 nucleotides. The record is from the annotation of a GenBank genome assembly. Lineage: Eukaryota; Metazoa; Chordata; Actinopteri; Labriformes; Labridae.
AUGAUGGACUUAAACAUAGUCGUCAUGUUUAAGCUAUGGAGCUUCUGUUUCCUCCUCGUCUUCUGUCGUGGCGCAUAUGGAGACCUGAGCUAUUCUUUUCAAGAGGAGAUGAAACGAGGAUCGGUCAUUGGAAAUCUAGCUAAGGAUCUGGGGCUGCAGACGGGCGCUCUCUCUAACAGAAGAGCCCGAAUUGACACGGAAGGGACUGAUACACGGUACUGUGACAUAAACCUGAAUAACGGAGAACUGAUUGUUGCAGACAGGAUCGACCGAGAGGGGCUUUGUGGUGAAAAGGCGUCAUGUAUCUUAAAACAGGAGCUCGUGCUGGAGAAUCCUCUCGAGCUCCACCGUAUUACUCUACAUAUUCAAGAUAUCAAUGAUAACUCUCCACAAUUCAAAGAUGAUUCCUUCAAUAUUGAAAUUCGAGAGUCAGCAGAUAGAGGAGCUCGUUUUGUGAUAGAGGAGGCUCACGAUGCGGAUGUAGGACAAAACUCGGUUCAGCAGUACAGCCUUAUGAAGAAUGACAAUUUCAUUUUAGCUUCUAAUGGAAACACCAUCGAGCUUGUUCUUGAUAAAGAGCUUGAUCGAGAGAAACAAAAAGAGCUCAAUUUGCUCCUCUCGGCUUUAGAUGGAGGCUCUCCUCAGAGAUCAGGUACAGUAGUCAUUCACGUCACUGUACUGGAUGCUAAUGAUAACGCCCCAGUGUUCAGUCAGGCUGUUUAUAAAGCCAGUCUGCCUGAAAACUCUCCUGUAGAUACUGUAGUGGUCAGAGUGAGUGCUACUGAUGCAGAUGAGGGAGUCAAUGGAGAUGUUUCAUAUGAGUUUGGACAUGUAAGUGAAGAUGUGAAGAAGCUUUUUAGUAUUGACCGUAAACUCGGUGAGAUAAGAGUAAUCGGUGCAGUUGACUAUGAAAGCACCUCAUCGUUUGAAAUACGCAUCCAAGCUAAAGAUGGGUUAGGGCUCUCAUCUUAUACUAAGGUUAUAAUUUCUAUCACUGAUAUGAAUGACAACGCACCUGUAGUCAGUGUGAAGUCACUGAUGAACCCCAUACCUGAGGACACAACACCUGGUACAGAGGUGGGCAUCAUUAACGUGCAGGACAGAGACUCUGAUAGUAACAGACAGGUCCGCUGCUCCAUUCAGCAAAAUGUCCCUUUUAAGUUGGUUCCUUCUAUUAAAAACUAUUAUUCUCUGGUGAGCACAGGACAACUGGACCGUGAACUAGUGUCUGAUUACAACAUUACAAUCAGUGCCACUGACGAGGGCUCUCCACCUCUGUCGUCGUCUAAAACUGUUCAGUUAUCUGUAGCAGACAUCAACGACAACCCACCUGUGUUUGAGGAGCAGUCGUACAGCGCAUAUGUGAGUGAGAAUAACAAAGCUGGCUCCACUUUAUGUUCCGUGAGUGCUCGAGACCCCGACUGGAGACAGAACGGUACAGUGAUUUAUUCUCUGUUAGGCGGUGAGGUGAACGGUGCCCCGGUGUCCUCCUAUGUGUCGGUGAACGGAGACACGGGGGUGAUCCACGCUGUGAGGUCGUUUGAUUAUGAACAGUUCCGGAGCUUCAAAGUUCAGGUGAUGGCCAGAGACAACGGUUCUCCUCCUCUCAGCAGCAACGUGACAGUGAGUGUGUUCAUAUCAGAUGUGAAUGACAACUCUCCUCAGAUCCUGUACCCCGGACCAGAGGGCAAGUCGUUCAUGACCGAGCUGGUCCCCAAAGCUGCACACGGAGGCUCUCUGGUGUCCAAAGUGAUAGCGGUGGACGCGGACUCUGGACAGAACGCCUGGCUGUCGUAUCAAAUAGUGAAAUCCACUGAUCCGGGACUUUUCACUAUUGGUGUCCACAGUGGAGAGAUCAGGACCCAGCGGGACAUUUCUGAAUCUGACAGCAUGAAACAGAACCUUGUAGUGUCAGUGAAAGAUAACGGGCAGCCCUCUCUGUCUGCCACCUGUUCCAUGUAUUUACUGAUUUCUGAUAAUUUGGCUGAGGUGCCAGAACUGAAGGACAUUUCUUAUGAUGAGAAGAACUCCAAACUGACCUCUUAUCUGAUCAUCGCGCUGGUGUGUGUGUCAACGUUUUUUCUGACCUUCAUCAUCAUCAUCCUUGGUGUGAGGUUUUGUCGCAGGAGAAAGCCCAGACUGUUGUUUGACGGAGCAGUGGCCAUCCCAAGCGCGUAUCUCCCUCCUAAUUACGCAGAUGUUGACGGCACAGGAACUUUACGCAGCGCUUACAAUUAUGACGCCUACCUGACAACAGGGUCUCGAACCAGUGACUUUAAGUUUGUGUCAUCGUACAAUGACAACACACUGCCAGCUGACCAGACUCUGAGGAAAAGUCCAUCAGACUUUGCAGAAGUGUUUGGAGACUGUGACGACUAUCCUGAGGUAGGAGCAUCGACUACAUACAUUCUCUCUUCUUGAGCUUUCAUAAUCUGGUCUGUUUUGGAAUAGAUGAUACAAUCCUCUUGUGAGGAUACCCUUGGAAAGCGUUGCUGAGUUUAAGUAACUUCAAGUACUUUAUCUCUAGUUAUAAAACCAAAUAUUUUGUGUCUGAGCUGGUGAAAUAUUUGCUUGUGGUACUUUACUUUUGAGACUGAUAUACAAAAGGCUCCAGUCAUGUGAGUAUUUGUAGUUCCAAUUGCUCAUCUGAGUUUUGGUGUGUUUAUCAAUCAAAAGCCAUGUUGUUUUGCUGCAGACAUUGUUUUUCAAUGUUUUUUUUCACGUUAUACCAGUUUAGAUGAAUUCUGGGAGAUUUGUGUUUAUCUACUUCGCUUUUUGGUUGCUUUGCUUUUGAAAGGAUUUACCAAGCAUGAGGCUUUGGGCUGUGUGCAAGGAUCUCAGAUAAUCUUCCUUACUUGUUUUUAAACCUUUUGCUUGAAAUAGUGCCUGAAUGUGUAACUCCCUCUUUCUUAUAGCAUCUAUUUUACCUAACAAUUGAUCUCUUUUUGGACUCUGCUUUGUGUCUUACUGGUAUUUUAGAGCAAACCAAUGAUAGGGUCAGUUUUCUCUUUUUGUCCUUUUUGACAAUAUUUCCCUGCAGUGGUGGUUGUCUUGUUUUGUCUUGUUUUGAGUGGUUAUGAAUUUAUUUUUGUUGUCUCUGUCCUUGGUGCUGAACCUCCAUUUUGCUUUCUUGGUGCCCCCUUUUUUAGCCAUCAUUUCAUUUUGUUGUGUUAAUUUUGCAUUCUUGUUUUGAUAACUAUCCCAUUGAGUUCCAGUUAUCCAAACUGAAGUUUUACAGUUGUGCAGUGAUAAACUGAACUGUCAACAUAGAUCCAGAUAAACUUACUGACUGCUUUUUCCUCUCCCUUUGCAAUGCUAUUACACACAAGAUAUAAUACCAGACUCACUACUAGAAUAAAGUGUUCAGAGGUGUUCCAUUGUAUUGCUGCUGUAUUGAUGCAGAUUGUCAUACAACUGAAGAAAAAUAGGGUUGCUGAUAUGAUGCUUGUCUCUAUGGAGUAUUCUGUUGUCAAUCAAAAUUGAAAAUCCCUUAUCAAGUGAUACUGGUCAAUUAGGUUUUAGAUUGCUAUCUUUUCAUUUCAUUCUUCUUAUUAUUGGUUCACAUUGAGGCUUCAGUUUGAAACUUUGCUGAGUUGAGGUGUGUCAGUUCUAAAUUGCUUUGACCUGAAUCUGCUGGUUGUUUGUUCCCUUUUUUCCCUAAAAUGAUUUACAAUAUAGCAGAGAGAAAUUAUUUCAUGAAAAUAUAACAUCAAAUCUGCAUCAGUUAUCAUGUUAGCAUCACACGGUGUACAGUAUCUUGAAGUUUCAUACGUUUUUCCAGCUACCACUUAGUGAUCUUCUUUGAUGAAUAAUGCCAGUCAUGCAAUUACACAGUAACUGUAGAAGAUGUUUCAGCCUCAUUUACUCAUUUACAAUGAUUGACCUUGAUAUAACUUCACUGACAAAAACUGGUCCUUGUACAUGAUCUAUAGACAUAACUUCUUCUGGUACUUAGCAGAGUAGAGUGUUUUAUCCAAGUCUGGAGUUGAAUAGCAAAAUCUAUAUAGACUUUAAGUAACCGCUCAUAUCCCACUGGUAUAUGGCAUGGCCUUAAGUUUUUUCAAACCAUAAUUAUUAGAAAUAUUUUUGGAAUGAAUUUUGCCACUGUAGCCAUGUUUGUUUGAGCUGUUCUGUGCUUAUUAUAUGACCUGACCACUUCUUACGCGUAUGUGUUUUAGGAGUAAGUUUAAAGAAAAGAUCAAACUAGGCCUCUCUUUUGAAUUAUAAUCAACCUCUGUGUGCAAGUGAGCUUCUAGGUCUUAAUCUGUUUUGUCUGUCCAGGUUGGUUCUUAAUGGAAUCUAUUGCAGCAUGGUACACAGUACUGUAUCUGUGUUUUGAAUCUCUGAAAUGUGAGUUUGUCGACUUUGACGUUGCACAUUUAUAUGCAGUAGUUCAGUAGUUGUCGGAAUUGAAUAUGUCUUUCAAGCUACUUUUCUGGUCUCUUAAAUUUUGCUUGAAGUCUCUUCUUCAUUUUGGCCAUUUUUUUUUCUUUUUUUUUUUUUUUGGUAAAAUGCAGUGAUCAUAUAUUUUUUUCAUCUUCGACAAAUUUAACAAAUGAUCCUUACAAAUAGUUAAAAUGACUCCAGUCCUAUGGGAAAUUAUGAAAUAUAUGAUACAACUUUGAACUGACUUUUUAACAACGACCAAUUAGGGACAAAGACAGCUCUCAUUUCACCCAGAAACUCAUUUUAUUAGACCUUCAUUCAUGUUCACCUAUAUUUAAGUAUCAAAUCAAGUUUGAUAGACUUGUGACAACAGCUUGUGGUAAAACAGAGACAUCUCACUUCUUUGUUAUGCAGAUACUUUCUUGAUCCCACAUGAUGACAAGAGUGUAACCCUCACAUACUGUUUGGGUCAAAUUUGACCUGUUUUGACUUUUAACAGCAGUAAAAAUACCCUAAACGUCAUUCUUUUAGCCUGAAACUUGAUGACUUUUCCUGGAAUGGCCCAAAAUACAUAAAAUUAAUUUAAAAAUAUUCAUGUGUAUUUUUGUUUAUGUGCUACACAUUUUUCCCCUCUGAGGCUGUUUCGGGUCAAAUUUGACCCGUAUCUAUUUAGAUGGAUUUUAGAUCUACCAGUGCGGGACAAGUGACAAGCAGUAACAACAGUGUUCAAUUAAGCUUUGUUCAAAAAUAUAUUUAAAUCAUUAUGAAACUAUUAAAACCUUGACAGAAACACACACACACGCACAGAGACAUGCAGUCACACAGACACACCUAGGCAGCGGUCAAGAUGACCUAACCAGUCACAAGAACCUUCUGUGACAGACAGCUGCUCUUUGAACUCUUUGAAGGGGCAGGGGGAAUCUAAAGUAUAGAAAAAGUAAACAAACAACACAAGAGUGAUCAAAGAUAGAGUACAAAGGGAUCAGAAGUCAUCCAGAGGUCGGAGUGUGCCUUGACACAGUCAUAACAUGUGCACCUGCUCCUGCAAUAUAAUGUACAAAGUAACAAAUUAGAAUCUGUUUUGAUUGGGAGGGAGGCGGUGGGAGUCAUAACACUAUGAGGGUAGAGAGAGCUGCCAUUUCAGCCACUGUAAAGUAUCCUACCUUUGCUUUGAAUGCAGAGACUAGCAGUGAGGACAGUGUUCAAUAUGAAGUUUGUUGUUCAACAAAAUACAUUAAAAUCGAUAGAUAUUCUUCUCCAAAAUAUAUAUUUCACCAAAAAUUAGUGGUGUUAAAACAGAAAAAAUACACUUUCCCUGCUCUUUAAAACAUUUAGGAAGGACUUAUCAAUCAUUUUUUGAAGUAGCAUAUUGUCAUUUAAACAUUAUGAAUAAGUUUGGGGUUAGAACUUUGGUGAAAAUACUUGCUAUAUGGGCAAUUCUUGGGCUGGGUCAAUUUUGACCUUGAAAAUACUGUGAGGGUACAGGAUUUGAACAGUAUACGAUACCAAGAUUCCCACAAUCUUAUGAUAUGAUGGCGAAAGUGAUGAUAUUAAUUGUAAAAUGCUCAGAUCUAAUGUUUUCUAUCUUGCAAUCAUAUUUGUGCUACAGUAUGUUCUGAUGACAUCUUCACAUGAAGGAAGAAAGCAUUUAAAGUCAUAAAUCUAAAUGUUUCUGUGCCAACAGUAUAAACCCUGCCAGACAAAUUAUUAGAACAGUAGAAGUAUUGGACUAUAGCUCGGCAGUGAUUUGUGUUUUAUAAACCAGAAUACAGGAAAAUAAGACUGAAAAAGUGUGUGCUUGUAUCAGAUAAAUUUCUUUGAUAACAGGAGGAAUGAGCAAAUCAAAAUCUCUUUCUAAUGCAUUAUCAGAUUACAUCAUCUGAUCACCACUAUUAUUGAAAGUUGUACACAUAUAUGGUAACCAUUAAUACAUCUAGAUUUAAGUGAAACUGCCAUCUGACCUUGGUGUCUGGAUUCAUUUAGCUAACUACAGAUAUGUAGCAUACUUAUCGAACUUGGUUACCUGAUUUUGGUCUGUCUGUGAUCCGUUGCUUUUUUCUUGCUGAAAUAAUGUUUCGCUUGUAUUUGUGGAGGAAUGUGAACGCUGACUUUGUUGGUUUUUUAACAGUGUUACAUUAAAAUCGGACUCACGGUGUCGCUCUACACCAGCCGUAGAAACUGGUCAAUUCUUUCUUUUGUGGACAGUCGUUCUUGCACGCCCAUUGCGUCCAAAGGCACCCUUGUACGCUAAGGUGUUGUGGAUAAUUGUGCUGUGGGAUCUUUGUCGUCUAAAAAUCGUGUCUGAUGGUGGAUAUACACAUAGUCGUCAUGUUUAAGCUGUGGAGCUUCUGUUUCCUCCUCGUCUUUUAUCGUGGCGCAUAUGGAGACCUGAGCUAUUCUUUUCCAGAGGAGAUGAAACGAGGAUCGGUCAUUGGAAAUCUAGCUAAGGAUCUGGGGCUGCAGACGGGCGCUCUCUCUAACAGAAGAGCCCGCAUUGACACGGACGGGACUGAUACACGGUACUGUGACAUAAACCUGAAUAACGGAGAACUGAUUGUUGCAGACAGGAUCGACCGAGAGGGGCUUUGUAGUGAAAAGGCGUCAUGUAUCUUAAAACAGGAGCUCGUGCUGGAGAAUCCUCUCGAGCUCCAUCGUAUUACUCUACAUAUUCAAGAUAUUAACGAUAACACUCCACAGUUUGACGAUGAGUUAAUUAACAUCGAAAUUCACGAGUCAGCGGACCGAGGAGCUCGUUUUGUGAUAGAGGAGGCUCACGAUGCGGAUGUAGGACAAAACUCGGUUCAGCAGUACAGCCUUAAGAAGAAUGAAAAUUUCAUUUUAGCUUCAAAUGGAAACACCAUCGAGCUUGUUCUCGAUAAAGAGCUUGACCGAGAGAAACAAAAAGAGCUCAAUUUGCUCCUCUCGGCUUUAGAUGGAGGCUCUCCUCAGAGAUCAGGUACAGUAGUCAUUCACGUCACUGUACUGGAUGCUAAUGAUAACGCCCCAGUGUUCAGUCAGGCCGUUUAUAAAGCCAGUCUGCCUGAAAACUCUCCUGUAGAUACUGUAGUGGUCACAGUGAGUGCUACUGAUGCAGACGAGGGAGUCAAUGGAGAUGUUACAUAUGACUUUGGACAUGCGACUGAAGAUUUAAGAAAACUAUUUACCAUUGACCGUAAACUCGGUGAGAUAAAGGUGAUUGGUUCUGUUGACUAUGAAACCACAUCAUCCUUUGAAAUACGCGUUAAAGCUAAAGAUGGGUUAGGGCUCUCAUCUUAUGCUAAAGUAAUAAUUUCGAUCACUGAUGUGAAUGACAACGCCCCUGUAGUCAGUUUAAAAUCACUGAUGAACCCCAUACCUGAGGACACAACACCUGGUACAGAGGUGGGCAUCAUUAACGUGCAGGACAGAGACUCUGAUAGUAACAGACAGGUCCGCUGCUCCAUUCAGCAAAAUGUCCCCUUUAAGUUGGUUCCUUCUAUUAAAAACUAUUAUUCUCUGGUGAGCACAGGACAACUGGACCGUGAACUAGUGUCUGAUUACAACAUUACAAUCAGUGCCACUGACGAGGGCUCUCCACCUCUGUCGUCGUCUAAAACUGUUCAGUUAUCUGUAGCAGACAUCAACGACAACCCACCUGUGUUUGAGGAGCAGUCGUACAGCGCAUAUGUGAGUGAGAAUAACAAAGCUGGCUCCACUUUAUGUUCCGUUAGUGCUCGAGACCCCGACUGGAGACAGAACGGUACAGUGAUUUAUUCUCUGUUAGGCGGUGAGGUGAACGGUGCCCCGGUGUCCUCCUAUGUGUCGGUGAACGGAGACACGGGGGUGAUCCACGCUGUGAGGUCGUUUGAUUAUGAACAGUUCCGGAGCUUCAAAGUUCAGGUGAUGGCCAGAGACAACGGUUCUCCUCCUCUCAGCAGCAACGUGACCGUGAGUGUGUUCAUAUCAGAUGUGAAUGACAACUCUCCUUAGAUCCUGUACCCCGGGCCAGAGGGCAAGUCGUUCAUGACCGAGCUGGUCCCCAAAGCUGCACACGGAGGCUCUCUGGUGUCCAAAGUGAUAGCGGUGGACGCGGACUCUGGACAGAACGCCUGGCUGUCGUAUCAAAUAGUGAAAUCCACUGAUCCGGGACUUUUCACUAUUGGUGUCCACAGUGGAGAGAUCAGGACCCAGCGGGACAUUUCCGAAUCUGACAGCAUGAAACAGAACCUUUUAGUGUCAGUGAAAGAUAACGGGCAGCCCUCUCUGUCUGCCACCUGUUCCAUGUAUUUACUGAUUUCUGAUAACUUGGCUGAGGUGCCAGAACUAAAGGACAUUUCUUAUGAUGAGAAGAACUCCAAACUGACCUCUUAUCUGAUCAUCGCGCUGGUGUGUGUGUCGACGUUUUUUCUGACCUUCAUCAUCAUCAUCCUUGGUGUGAGGUUUUGUCGCAGGAGAAAGCCCAGACUGUUGUUUGACGGAGCAGUGGCCAUCCCCAGCGCCUAUCUCCCUCCUAAUUACGCAGAUGUUGACGGCACAGGAACUUUACGCAGCGCUUACAAUUAUGACGCCUACCUGACAACAGGGUCUCGAACCAGUGACUUUAAGUUUGUGUCAUCGUACAAUGACAACACACUGCCAGCUGACCAGACUCUGAGGAAAAGUCCAUCAGACUUUGCAGAAGUGUUUGGAGAUUGCGAUGACUCUCCUGAGGUAGGAACAUGUGCUUUUCAUGCCUGA